Molecule: messenger RNA, 2748 nt
Organism: Cyprinodon tularosa
Lineage: Eukaryota; Metazoa; Chordata; Actinopteri; Cyprinodontiformes; Cyprinodontidae
Gene: mat1a
Product: methionine adenosyltransferase I, alpha
Exons: 10
Coding region: 179-1342 (387 amino acids)
Biological process (GO): S-adenosylmethionine biosynthetic process
Cellular component (GO): cytosol
Molecular function (GO): methionine adenosyltransferase activity; ATP binding
Source: RefSeq, a predicted model, not a curated record
GAACCAUGUGGACUCAGACGUGGAGUUUUGUAGGACAGGCUUUCUUCUGGCUGCAGGGCUUGUGACAUUCAGCUCCACGUUACUUUGGUGAAGAGAGGCAGCAGGAAUAUAAAGCUACCUUCAGAUCUCUCUGUUGGAAAUCAAGGAACCUUGCACAGUAACAGAUCCUGCAGGAAAAAUGAGCGACUUACUGGACGACGGCUCUUUCAUGUUCACCUCGGAAUCUGUAGGAGAGGGACAUCCAGAUAAGAUUUGUGACCAAAUCAGUGAUGCUGUCCUGGAUGCACAUCUGAAGCAGGACCCAGAUGCCAAAGUGGCCUGUGAAACUGUAUGUAAGACCGGCAUGGUGCUGCUUUGUGGUGAGAUCACAUCUCGGGCCAACGUGGACUAUCAGAAGGUAGUGAGGGAUGCCAUCAAACAUAUUGGGUACGACAACUCUGAAAAAGGUUUCGACUAUAAGACGUGUAAUGUGCUGGUGGCCCUGGAGCAGCAGAGUCCAGACAUCGCUCAGGGGGUCCACAUUGACAGACAUGAAGAGGACAUUGGAGCAGGAGACCAGGGUCUGAUGUUCGGCUACGCCACAGAUGAAACAGAGGAGUGCAUGCCUCUCACAAUCGUCCUAGCCCACAAGCUCAACUCAAAGAUGGCUGAACUCAGGCGCAAUGGCACAGUGCCCUGGCUGCGCCCUGACUCUAAAACACAGGUGACUGUACAUUAUGAACAGAAGGAUGGAGCCGUGGUGCCUAAAAGAGUUCACACCAUCGUCAUUUCUGUCCAGCAUGAUGACGGCGUCUCUCUGGAGGAGCAGCAGAGGGUCCUGAAGGAGAAGGUUAUAAAAGCUGUGGUUCCUGCCAAAUAUUUGGAUGAUAAAACCGUGUAUCACCUCCAGCCAAGCGGACGUUUUGUCAUCGGAGGACCACAGGGUGAUGCUGGUGUUACAGGAAGAAAGAUUAUUGUAGACACAUAUGGAGGCUGGGGAGCUCAUGGCGGAGGGGCCUUCUCUGGGAAAGACUUCUCAAAAGUGGACCGCUCUGCUGCCUACGCCGCUCGCUGGGUAGCCAAAUCUUUGGUCAAAGCCAAACUGUGCAGGAGAGUUCUGGUUCAGGUGUCUUAUGCUAUUGGUGUGGCCCAUCCUCUGUCCAUCUCCUUGUUUACAUACGGCUCCUCCAAGAAAACAGAGUCUGAACUGCUCAAGAUUGUCAACAAGAACUUUGAUCUGCGCCCAGGAGUCAUUGUCAGGGAUCUGCAGCUGAAGAGGCCCAUCUACCAGCAGACGGCUGCUUACGGCCACUUCGGACGACCAGAGUUUUCCUGGGAGGUUCCUAAAAAGCUUGUCUUUUAAAAACUCCACCUUCCUCGUCCUGAUUAACCAUCUUCUAGAGUGACCAUGAUGCCUGUUUAUGGACCGUAAUGUCCGACUCAUUCAGGUGCAUAACCCAUUCAGACCAGCCUUUUAAAACCUUCAGAAUCCAUUUUAGCUCCUUUGGACAAUAUUGAAAUUAUUGAAAACUUCUGCAGAGGAUUAACCUCUUGCUUUUCUACUGUGUAUUAGCUGAGUUAAGUGCCUAAUGUCUGAAUGGGUUACUAAAACCAAAGUUAGGAAAACUUUGAAUUUGCUUAAGGACAGUUCAAGUGGUAGGAGAUUCUUUCAUGGGAUCAACUUUAAAAUGUAAGGGUGGUCCAAAGUCAAUUAUAAAGCCUGUUUCACAACAAACAAAUAAUCUAAAGAUUUCUACAACUACCUGAGAAAUAUAUAUAUUUUUUUAAGCUGGCAGUCUAUUGCAAUGAAAACACCUCAGAUGUUCAGCGUAACUAGGUGUUCUAAAAAGCCACAACAUGGUUUUCAUUGGAUUAAUGUCACAAACCAACCAAGUGAGGUUGCUCUUGUUGUUACUGUGCCUCUGUGAUAACUACAGUGUUGUCUCUGAGUCGGGUUUGUGAUGCUUGCAGCAGGAAGCCGUUUGUACUGCUACUGUACAAUCAGCAUUAUACAACAAAGGAAAUCAUUAAAAAAGAAUGGAGCAAGUUUAAAAAUAACACUGCAGUCUUAUAUUUUUCACAAACCCUUUUUUUUUUUUUUGCUCCAUGUGUGCCGUUAUGUCAUAACUUUAAAUGGAAAGUGUCUGUUUCAAAAAAACUCCACUAGCUUGGAUGUUCUAUUUGUGAUUUCUUCUGAGGGUUAUACAGCUUAGGAAAUUAUUAGACAACCUAACCUGGUCUUGGGAGUGUUUGUGGCACACAGAGCUAAAGCUUAAUUAUUUAGCAGAACAGCAAUAUCUUAUUUUAUUUCUAAAUCUGACCAAAUCUGCUGUGUUGCAAAUGUAAACAUCCUUCUGUUUAGACGUACAGACUGAGCUCCUGUUAGCCUGUCUGAAUGUGAAUUUUAUAAUCAUCAAAAUAUAUCACUGUUCUCACAUUCACUUGCUUACUCUGCUGCAUCAUGGCUCUAAAUCUUUGGAUUUAGAUUAAGGAGGGAGUUUAACUUGAAGACUUCUUAAAGGGCAUUCAGACAUUCUAAUUUUGAGCUUUCAUUUAUGUUUAAUCUAAUUUAAUCCCUGUGAAGCACUUCUGAAGAGACUAUAGAGGUACUGCAUGUGUGUAUCUUCCCCUGCAGCCAGUGAUGUGUAAAUAAUAGAGGUUUUCCUCUAUUUUGAGGUAUUAACCAUCGAUGUCAUCCUCUGCUUGCUUUAUGGGCAGAGAAAAUUGACUAUGUAAAUAAUCAAAGAAUAAAAGGAAUAUAAUUGUAAA